AUGUUUAUCUUAGAAUUUAUGGUCAACGAUGAUCAGACUAUACUUAUCACUAGUCCACAUCGAUUUGGAAAAUCAACAAAUCUUUCGAUGCUCCAUACCUUCUUUGAACCAGUGUCUGAAAAGAUCCAAAAAUUUGCCCAAAUAAAAUUUUGUAUGUCCAAAUUUGCCCACUGGUUUGAUUGGCUUAUGAAGGUGAACUUUGACAAUUGGCCCAUCAUUAAUGCUGUUUUCAAUGCUUUCAAUGUAAGUAAGCCAGACAUAUCUAUUCCUUUAUAUAAGGCGACUAACGAAACAUAUUUUACUAGAGUCCUAGGAGCUAAUGUUGGCCUUGAUCAAGCAAAGAUAUCUUCAUGGACCAUCGUUAAAUUUUUUAUAUUAAGAAGCUUAAUUAGAUGA
This is a messenger RNA of Dentiscutata erythropus, 396 nucleotides long. The record is from the annotation of a GenBank genome assembly. NCBI's taxonomy places the organism in Eukaryota, Fungi, Glomeromycota, Glomeromycetes, Diversisporales, Gigasporaceae.